Messenger RNA from Mizuhopecten yessoensis (Yesso scallop), 606 nucleotides. RefSeq lists its product as uncharacterized. The transcript has a single exon. The record is from RefSeq and is a predicted model, not a curated record. Bases 1 to 606 code for a protein of 201 amino acids. Lineage: Eukaryota; Metazoa; Mollusca; Bivalvia; Pectinida; Pectinidae.
AUGAAACCAAUUUCCAGGAUCUACGAUGAGGAGGUAACCAAGCUUCGAUCCGAUGAUUGGAACGACGACGCAGAGAACACAGUCAGACAACUACCCACCUUCCAGUCCACUAAGAAGUCACUGUAUAACGCUCGACGUACUCAGACUCCUCAGCUACCAAGGACCAUUCAGGACAUCAACCUAGAAGGAAAAUGGACCCAGACAACUGCCGGAGAGGAAUUCCUACUACUUGAUGAUGGUGACCAAUCCAGGAUUAUGGCCUUAGCGACAUCCGACAAUCUGAUAGACCUCUGCAACGCCGACACUCUCUUCUGUGAUAGAAUGUUUUACACGUGCCCGACUCAGUUUCACCAGAUCUACACCGUCCAUGCCAGGAUUGGAGACCAGAUGUACCCACUUUUAUACAGUCUUCUUCCCAGCAAGGGCCAGGCAACAUACCAAAGAUUAUUUACGUUCCUCAAGACCAAGAUGACAAAACUCAACCUACAACUCAAUCCCACCACCGUUUUCCUGGACUUUGAGGCUGCUGCCCAUAACGCUAUCUGCGCAGUGUUUCCAGCUGUGAGUUUGAAGGGCUGUUUCUUCCAAUAUACAAGUGUAUUUUGA